AUGAGUUUUCCACACUGACUGAUGACGAGGUGUCCUUGUUAUUCUGUUUUCUGUGUUCUGACUCCGGUCCUCCUGACUUCACUGACACAGGGUGGCUGGACUUGCUUAUUAGGAUACGACAGGAAGUGUACGAUGAUAGGAAUCCUGUAACACGUGAGGAAGCACAGCAGACUCUGGACAGACUGAAGUCACGUGAUUACCUUUGGGAAGAUCAGGAUAAGAUAACGGAGGACACAAAGGAUGAGACAAUGUAUAGGAUAGCAUCAAUAGACUGUUAUAUACCAUUCUAUUACAGUAGUUAUGACACAGCCAGUGUGUACCUGAGAUCAGGGGAAUACAAUAUAAAACCUGGAGAGAAGUGUGUCAUUUGUGAUGGUAGUAUUGCCAAUAUCCUGGAUUCAUUACUGAUACUCCGUCUGCAGAUGAACAUACUGACUCACGUCACCAUGGAGGACACGGGUAUAUAUGAGAUAAAAAAGAUCUUGAAUAUCCCAGACAAUAUACUGAACGAGGAUAAGGAUAAAAGGAAACAAUUUCUAAUGGAUCUAAGAAGAGAAGGGGAGGCUGUACAUUACAGAGGAAGAUCACAGGACAGUGUAGAUCACGUGACGUGGCUCUGGAGAUACGGGAGAUACAAUAGACCUGACAUCGUGAGAUCCUGUAUAGGCCGUCAUCUACACUGGGACAUUUACAUCAUCGACAACAAACCUUACAGAAAACCAAGUAAGAAGAAAGGUGAACAUCUUAACAAUCCACCGGAUGUCAGGUGUCUACUGUAUUCUCUACUGUUAACUGAGAAAUAUCAGCUGAAUCUGAAUGAACAAUCUCACAGGAUCAUAAGGGACAAAAUCAGAGACAAAUAUUUCCCUGAUAUUACUGUAGACGGUUUGGUAGAUCUUCCUAAAGAAAUCACAGAAACACAUAAUGGUGUGAUAACGUUUAUAUCAGACGACAUCCGACAUGACGUCAUGUACGCCUUUGUUACGGAGUGUCUGGUUGGAGACAGUGAUCUGGAGUUUUUCCUGACCACGGCGUCACGUGCCGUGAUAUCAGAAUACUGCAGGUCCUGGGAUUAUAAGAGGAGUGAGGGAGAGAGAUGUCUGUAUGUACCGAACAGACCGGAGAAGAUGUACGACCUCUUUAUAGACAAACUACAGCUGGACAUCAUCUCACACUGUACUGUGUCUGACGAGGGGAUUCAUGACAGGAUCAGUAAAAAGUUGAAAGUUCCUAGGGAAACACUAGACUGGGACCAGGAGGCCAGAGAGCGGUAUGUGGAGUACGCUAAGAGAGGAACACAGACAGUCCACCACGCCCGGGGGAUUAUUGUAGGAUGUGCUGGGGCGGGGAAAACCACGCUACUUAAACGUCUGCUUGGUUGUAGUGAAGAGGAGAUAAAAGAAGUAAAAUCUACUGAGGGACUGCAGGUGCAUGAGGAGAUAUUUGAAUUAUGUGAUGAAACAAAAUCUUUACAAGGAAUAAUCCACAGUAGAGGUAACCGUGAGAAGGGAGGAGAGAAAAGAAGUGAACCCUCAGUUAAGACUUUGACUUUCUUUGACUUCGGAGGACAGUGUGCUUACUACGCUUGUCACCAGAUUUACCUCACAAGGAGAGCCUUUUACAUAGUGGUUGUAGACGCCUCUAAAGACCUUGACCAGGUGGUGGAUACAGCGGUGUGUGAUCAGAUGGACACUGUGUUCUCUGGAUGGACCUACAGCGAAUAUUUUGUAUUUUGGUUGAAAUCAAUCCACACCUAUUGUUCACCUGUAAACCAUGGAAGUGAAGAUAAGGUAGAAGUACUUAUUGUAGCAACACACUGGGAUAAAACCAUAUACAAGGACAAAAAAGAUUUCUUGCAAUCUUUGUACAACGUAUUACCAAACAACUCUCAUUUGUCGCAAUAUCUACGAGAAGAUCGAUGUUUUCUCGCACAAUUUCCACCUUUUCAGUCCUUGGGGGAUCUAGAGAGAUGUAUUAUAGAUAUCACCUUAAAAUCAAAAUGGAGCGAAAAAAUACCACAUGAAUGGAUUUUUCUUAAUGAUGAAAUCAAUGAAAAGAAUAACAAUAAACCAAUGUUAACUUCCAGAGAAUUGUGUAAUAGAAUGCCCGUCGAAGAGAAAGCAAAAGAAGGUAAUGCUUUUGACAUGUUGAGAUACUAUCAUGAUGCUGGAAAAUGUCUUUUCUUUAACGAAACAAGACUCCGAGAGUCAGUAGUAAUAGACGUCCAGUGGUUCAUCAAUGCAUUUAAAACCAUAAUUACAGACAAUUUACAUGUGCAAGGAAUAAUUGCAAAUAAAAAAGAAUGGAAAGAAUAUUACUCGACAGGGAACCUAGAGGAUUCUCUUUUGGUUGGCAUCUGGAAGUCUCGGGAGGAGGAAGUUCACACAAAAGCCAAAACUACUGAUAUAGAUGCCCGUCAAAGCAAUGAUAGUUCAUAUGUGCUCCACAAGGCAGCGUUGCUUUCGUAUAUGAUGAGACUAGGACUUUUGGCCGUCGGUGAGAAAUGUCAUUAUGUUCCAUGUAUGAAUAAAAGAAAAUUUGAUACAGAUCAAAAAGAGUUUGUUCAGAAAUUAAGUGCAAGAACCUCAGUUAAAGUUUUCCUAUUCGACUUCCUGCCUUUUUUCUUAUUUUACCGCCUCGUUGUGGCCUUGAUGCAAAGGGAAGAGCUAGAAGUCCUCCGAAGUAAAGGAACUCAAUGUCUGUACAAAAAUGCUGCUAUGUUUAACUUCAGACAUCAUUAUUUUGUAAUUGCCGUUACGGUGACUUCAAUUCAGCUUCAAAUAUUGCACUCCGAAGAAGAAGGGCGUUUGGAGAAAGAUACAACACUUGAAAUAAAGUGGAUAGUUAAUGGAAUUUUGAAAGAUAUCACUAAUACUUUUCACAAAAAUCUGUCAUACAAAACAGGAUUUACGUGUGUGAAAGAGCGGGAUCAGAUCAUUGGAAUAGAAAUUGAUGACAAUUUUAUUGAGGAGGAGAAGCUGAGGACAGGGACGAGGAUGAAUUGUCCUCUCCACCAAGUUGAGGACCACCACACAAUCAAUCCUGAUUAUUUAACAAAGUUUUGGAUGUAACUUAUGAUUCAAACUUCACAUAUCUGAACAAGUUUGAUGUAAGAUUAUUAGUUAAGAUACCUAGGGUAUUUCCAUCAUGUUUAAGGGUACUUACCACAAACCAAAAAUGGAUGCGCGGGUUGAUAUAUAUUUUUUGACUGAUUUUGAUUUGA
Messenger RNA from Saccostrea cuccullata (small rock oyster), 3223 nucleotides. RefSeq lists its product as uncharacterized. The record is from RefSeq and is a predicted model, not a curated record. The transcript has 7 exons. Lineage: Eukaryota; Metazoa; Mollusca; Bivalvia; Ostreida; Ostreidae. The annotation marks the transcript as partial.